AGCCAUGGAGGACUGAGGGGAGACCAGCCGUGGGCAAAAGCUUGGAGGCUGGAAAAUGAAGGAUGCGGUAAAGCAUGCGAGCCAAUUCGGCUGAAGCAGAGUGUGUCUAAUGGAGCUUGUGAGGCUGGAGAGCAGGUACCCUGUGAGUUCUUCACGCUGUGGGUGCUGGGACCUGCUUGGCAACUGACUCCCUGGGAGCGUCUGGUUUUAAGUAACAGCAGCUGUUCCCGGAGCAACACCCACUUAAUCACAGAGGACACAGGAGCCAUGGGUCAGGCAAGUCUUCAGACUCCCUCAGCCUGUGUGGUGAGAAUCAGGGUCCCCCCAGAGAGCAGGAAAAAUCAAACCCAGGGUGACUGCCUGCAAAUUCUCUUUACCCCCCUUCACUUCCUACGCCGUAAGUCCUUCUUCCCCUGGCCUCAGUUUCCCCAUCUAUUCAAUCUAUCCAACACCCACCCCAGGAUUGCUUUGGGAGGAGAAAAAGCGGGGUUGCUGGAGAAGCAGCCCCUCCUACUCUCCUCUCCUCGCCCCUGCUCCUCCAGCGCUCGGUUGGGGGGCCUCACCGGCGGUCCUGUGCCUCAAGAAUGCCCUCGUAGGCGUGUGUCAUCGUCACGGGAGGAGGAAGAGGGAGAGGCGGCGGCAAGGUCGCCACCCUCCACCCCCCGGUCCCCGGCCCCCGGCCCUCCGCGGCGUCUUCCGCAGCGUCGCCAGCAGCGGCCCGCGCCCCCGCGCGCUCCCCGCCCUGCCCGCCUCCGGCCCCGCGCGCCCGCCCCGGCGACCCUGCCGCUUGGAGCCGCGCCCCCGGGAGCCGCAGUGCCCAGCCGCCCGGGGCCGGCGCGGAGCAGGCGGCGAGAGGCGGCUCCCAUGCGGCACCCGCGUGGCGGCGCGGGCGGCGGGCGCAGGUGA
This is a messenger RNA of Mustela erminea (ermine), 906 nucleotides long. Its product is annotated as translation initiation factor IF-2-like. The coding region runs from base 268 to 906 and encodes 212 amino acids. Lineage: Eukaryota; Metazoa; Chordata; Mammalia; Carnivora; Mustelidae. The transcript is spliced from 2 exons. The record is from RefSeq and is a predicted model, not a curated record.